Molecule: messenger RNA, 6006 nt
Organism: Myotis myotis
Lineage: Eukaryota; Metazoa; Chordata; Mammalia; Chiroptera; Vespertilionidae
Gene: TOMM40L
Product: translocase of outer mitochondrial membrane 40 like
Exons: 10
Coding region: 26-952 (308 amino acids)
Biological process (GO): protein import into mitochondrial matrix
Cellular component (GO): mitochondrial outer membrane translocase complex; mitochondrial outer membrane
Molecular function (GO): transmembrane protein transporter activity
Source: RefSeq, a predicted model, not a curated record
GGCCCUCCCCGUCCUGUGGCCUGAAAUGGGGAACACGUUGGGCCUGGCUCCGCUGGCGGCUUUGCCCCGCCGGAGCCCCCGUCGAGAGGAACCCCUGCCCAACCCCGGGAGCUUCGAUGAGCUGCACCGCCUGUGCAAAGAUGUCUUCCCAGGACAGAUGGAGGGCGUGAAGCUCGUGGUCAACAAGGUUCUGAGCAGCCAUUUCCAGGUGGCUCACACUGUGCACCUGAGCGCGCUGGGCCUGCCUGGCUACCACCUCCACGCGGCCUAUGCAGGGGACUGGCAACUCAGCCCCACUGAGGUUUUCCCCACUGUGGUAGGUGACUGGGACAGCAGCGGCAGCCUCAACGCCCAGGUCCUGCUCCUCUUGGCAGAGCGGCUCCGCGCCAAGGCUGUCUUCCAGACGCAGCAGUCCAAGUUCCUGACCUGGCAGUUUGACGGCGAGUACCGGGGAGAUGACUACACAGCGACUCUGACCCUCGGAAAUCCUGACUUGAUUGGGGAAUCGGUGAUCCUGGUCGCUCACUUCCUGCAGAGCCUCACACGCCGGCUGGUGUUGGGAGGAGAGCUAGUGUAUCACCGGCGGCCAGGCGAGGAGGGGGCCAUCUUGACACUGGCGGGGAAGUACUCCGCUGUGCACUGGGUAGCUACGUUGAAUGUGGGAUCAGGUGGGGCCCAUGCCAGUUAUUACCACAGGGCAAAUGAGCAGGUUCAGGUUGGUGUGGAGUUUGAGGCAAACACCAGGCUACAAGACACAACCUUCUCCUUUGGUUACCACCUGACUCUGCCGCAGGCCAACAUGGUGUUUAGAGGCGUGGUGGACAGUAACUGGUGUGUGGGCGCUGUGCUGGAGAAGAAGAUGCCCCCGCUGCCCGUCACCCUCGCCCUGGGGGCCUUCCUCAACCACUGGCGCAACAGGUUCCACUGUGGCUUCAGCAUCACUGUGGGCUGAGGCGCCCGAGCCCCCACGGCAGCUGCAGCCUCUGAGUUAGGUGCUCGGGGCCAGAGACUGGGCCUUCUCUGGAGCCCACCUGGCUGGGUGACCUCGUGGUCCCAGGAGCAGAGUGGGGGAUGGGGCCGUGCCCUCGCUGAUGAGACGGUGGUCUAAGGACCACCUCUGUCCCCCCCCGCCCCCCCGCCCCCCCCCGCCACGCACGCCGUCUGUCCUGCUGCGUCUGUCCUGCUGCGGCUCUGGCCUAAGGGAGAAGGGGCAGGGGCCUGUCUGGCUGAGUUGUCCUCCUCAUGCUCCCCCUUCUGCAUUUCCCGGUGGAUUAAAGCUCCUCACCUCUUCCUCUUCAGAGCAGGAAUGUCUGCAUGGGAUAGCGCCAUCCUGUUUGCCACCCCAGAGCCUCAGGCUGGGAGAGAACUUUGACCUCAGAAAGUGGGGCCACCUGUUCCCAGAGGAGCUCCUCUCCCGUUUCCUGCUUCCAGAGAACACUGCCCACGCCACGCCGUGACCGCACGAGGGGCGGCGAGUGCUGCAGGCUCUGGGGACCAAACUCCCUUUCCUCCGGCCCCACCUUUGGGCCCAGCGCCGGCCCUCAAGGCCAGUGUGUCGGGCCAGGUGGUGCUGGCAGCUGCAGACCCUGGACCAGAGGCGCAGCGCAGCCUGCAGGUGCUGGGUUUGUCUGUGCACCUUGUUAAUGCUCCGGAUCAGCCUGGAGCCCAGCAGCUUCACAUACAGAAGCCUUUGGAGGAGGAGGGAGCGGGGCCCGGGGAAAGGAGGGAGAUGUGGCAGCUGAGCGUCUGAGGCCCCGAGCCCGGUCCGAGCAGCCCGCCGGCAUGAGGCUCGCCGGGCCCCCGGGGUGACAGACCUCGCCAAGGUCCCAGGGUCCCCAGCGCCUCCGCCUGGCAGUCUCCCGCUGUUUCUCUUGAACCCCAAGCUCUGAGGCCCUGAGUGAAGAAAGCCCCAGAAUUGGCUAGAACUUCAACUAUGAGGAAUCUGAGGGUCCGGCCUUCUCAGCAGCUUCUAAAAGGCAGGAGUGUUCUGUGGCCGGGGGCAUCCCAGGUCGGCCGGUGGAGUGAGCAGAACAGAAGGGGAGGCACCUCAGAGCUGGGGGCGAGCUGUGGAGCCAGGGCUUUGCCAGGAAGCUGUGUGCAAGCAAAACUUGGAAUGAAAAUGGAAGGAUGGGCCAGUGAGGAGGAGGGGAGAGGCCCGGGAAAGAGGGGCUGCCACUGCCGUGAGGCUGCUGCUGUCUGGAGAGGUUGACGGGUGCGGUGUGGAUGUCCUCGGGCUCAGGAAUGCUGAUGCAGAGCCUGUGAGCAACCGCUUUGCGUCUCUACUGAACCAAAAGGCUGCGGCGAGUGAACUGAGGCAGCGGCAGGAGCGGUGGGCACCGCACUGCAUGAGAGGAAGGGAGUGCAGGCCCCGCGGGCUUCGGUGCCCCCAGGAGAGACUGAGAAGCAUCUGCGCUGAGCUAAGCUCCCUUCCUCCCUCCCUCCCUGGUGCAGCCACCAUGCCUGUCCCUGUACCGACGGGGCCCUGGCCGCUGUUCUGUGAUGUAGCUACGGAGCCCACCCUCUCCUGCAGCUGGUCAGUCUCCCUCUGGAGACCUGGGCCGGUCUGUAAGAGGGAGCAGGAAGGAUGCGGGGGUAGGGGGGCUGUACAGGGCCCAGGAGCCCCAGGCUGGAGGAGAUGCAUUCUGCAGAUUGGAGGAGGGACGGAUUGGAGGAGCUGGGAGUUUGACAGAGGUGUUGGGAGGAAGCUUCUGGGUUUUGGGGGAGCUCACCAGGCGAGAAGUGGGCCAGGCAGCCGCGAGCACACUCAGGCUCCUGGAGCUGCGGCCGCCACAGUGUCCUAUGGACGUGAAAGAGCAGCUCCAAAAACUCUUUCUGGAACCCCAGACCAGCCUUCAGAGCCUUUGGUCCUCUGGCCUCGGCCAUGCCACAAGGACGAGGACACGUGCCCUGUGCUGUCCUACCAGCACCUCACCAGGAGCUCCGUCUUCUCGGGUAGCAGAGGCCACCGAGGAAUCUGUUUGGAGAUGACAGAUCUCGAAGCUGCCCCUUGAGGAGGGAGUCCGGGCCCUCCACGGGCUGGGCCUGUGGGGCUCGGGACACAGGGCACUUCACACUCGAGUCUGAACUGCGGAGAACUCCCGCUCCGACAGGCACAAACCAGGGGUGGUGAUUCCAGACGUGGCGCUCGCGAAGGCCGGCGGUCAGUUGCCAGUGGCUUUUUGUGCUGUUCCCUUUCCCUUGGCGGUGGUGGGCAGUGUCAUUGACUGCGGUGCUUUCUUCCUGAGAGGGGAGGGAGGCCACACACGGGAGCGGGCAGGGCCUGGUGACCUUGAUGACUGGCUGUGCCAUGAACGUGUUGAUGUCGGCAAAGUGCGUACGCAGAGGCAGCACAAGGAGUGGGCCGGCGAGCACGGGGUGGGCGGACAGAGGAGCUGGAGGCCGCAGAGAUCAGAGCUGAGGGAGGCCCAGGCCCAGCGUUCUCCGGUCCCUCCAGCCUUGGAAGGCUUCCUGGCUGAGGAGCUGGCCUCUUCGGGGUCCCGGAGAAGUCCUGGCCUCGGGAUUGUAGUGACACGCAGCCCCGCCCUCAGGCUGUCCUCCUGGUUACCCUGUUGGUCCCAUUCCAGCCCCAGUCCUGUGAGUGCUCACCCUGAACUGCACAGAUUGGUCCAACAGGUGCCCACGUGGCGGGUGGGCCCCAGGCGCGUCUGGACGACUCCGCCCUCACUCAGCUGCCCGGGUGCUCUCUGUGCCGGCCUGGCCUGCAGGCAGGAUCACUGUGCCCGCCAGAGACGCCACACAGCUCCACAUCAGCAGAGAGCACCUCCCUGCCGGCUGUGGUCUGGGCCCGGCCACCCUCACAGCAAAGGGCGUGGGAGGGAGUCCGGAGGCUGUGGCUGGGGGUGUCCUGUCCACCUUCUCCAGCCUGUGGGCACUGGCGGAGAGCAGGGCACUGUGGUGGGGACAGGCUAUGUUUGGCUGCUGAGUUGAAGCCAAACUCAACUCAGGGCAGGGGAGUUGAAGAGUUGGCUCUUGAUACCUAAAGCAUCGCCUUAUAUCUGUACAGCAUUAUGGUCUCAAAGGCUCUGCGGCCACACCUGAUGGGAUGAAACAUCCCUACGGGUAGAUGGAGGAUCUGUUGUCCACAGGUGUUGUAUCCAUACUUUUCAGAAGUGUAAACAGGCUGAGAUUCAAGGUCACAAGAUAGUUAAGUGAUGUAGAUUGAAUUCAAAUCAAGGUUGUUUGACUUCUCCAGUUCCCACGGCUCACAUGGAAAAAUAGUGUGACGUCAUGGAAACAGCAAGAGUUUGGAAAUCAGACAGGCAAGUCUGAACACUGGCUCUACAGCUUUUUAGCUGAGUGACCUUGGGCAUGCUGACUGCGUGAGCCCCUGUUACAUUACGUUGGGAGCAUAGCCUCAUAACCUGGACACAGAAAGAGCAUCAUGUGAUUAACUCAACAAUUACCAACUACCUGCUGUGUGGCAGGCACUGCACCUGAGAGAAGAGGAAGCCAGCCAAGGCACCAUGAGCUUCUGGGAGAGGGGCGGCCAGGCACGCGCAGAGCUCCGAGGGGUGCCGGGCGUGUCUGAGGGUGGUGCCACCGCCGUGUGCCUGGGGUGCACUGAGCAAGGGGGACAGAGCCACGAAGGUGGCCUGGGGAGCGAGGCCAUGAGAUCAUGGACUGGAAGGCACCUGCGAAGCCACCACGCGCUCCCGCUCCGGUGUGCCCGGCGGCGCCGGCUGAUCUGGCCACCUGGUCCGCGGGGCCCCGGGCGCAGGCCGCGUUCAGGGCGACGUCGUCGGCGCCAUCGUGGGCGAACUGCCCAGAAGCGCGCAGGAGGCGCCCGUCGGGUCCAGGUCGCAGCCAGACGUCCCUGGGAGGUGGGGCCGGACUCGCUCUGGUUGUAGCCGAGGGCGUCUGCGGGGUCCCGAGCGGGUUCCCAAGCUGCGCCCCUCCCGCGGCUCCACCUCGGGCCGGCCGCCGGGCUGUGGAGGCCUCCCCGCGGGGCGGGAACAUCGCAGGCAGGCAGCGGGGCGCCCAGAGCAGCGGGAGGGGAUCCGGAGGGUCUGGGGAGAAUGGGUUCCACUAGCUGGUGAGCUGCGAGGAGCUCAUGUCUCCUGCUGUUCCGAGUGGCGUCGUGUAUGGGCUCCCACGGGUUCCAACCAGGCGGCUGCGCGCCCGGCGUCUGUAGGUUAAUGUUUGUGCUGUUGCUGGAACGUCCCGCCUGCUGCUCACAAUAAAGGCAGAUGUGUGACCGUCAAAAAAGAAAAAAAAGAAAGAAAACAGAGUAAGAUGCUCUGGGUCCUCAAGGAGUUUAAACAUGCUGGGGCCGGGGGACAGCUUCAGUAGAUGUAAGGAACUUAGGGGGUCCCGAGGCCCGCCUGGCAGGGGUGUGAGGAGGGGGCAGGGAGGACGCCCCGGAGGAGUGACUGCCGAGCUGAUCUUCAUAAGGAAAGGAGGAGUGGCCAGUUCAGGCAGAGGGUUCAACCUGAGAAGGUCAAGAAGCCAGACACAGAAAAGUAGACAUGAUAGCACCACAGACAGGUCUCCUGCAGGAGUGUAAUGUCUCCUGCAGGGAGGGCGGGAGACGACGGAGGAGAUGGGGCUGAGGUGACAUCCCUCUGACAGCCCGGGAGCCCUCGGGGGAUUUGCAUGUUUCUCUUUUAUUAGAUUAGAUCAUGGUGUGUUUUUUCUUGCCAUCAUUAACCAUAGUAACUGUUGCUUAUGUAUUAAAGUUCUAUUCCUGCUAAGUCUAGAAGCAGCCUCAGAAUCCUUCUCACCAUUCAUCUUAAGUCUGAUGUUUAGUUGAUCAGAAUUAAUAUCUGAGGUGAAGCCUCUUACUGCAGAUGUAUCCCAGAAUGUGUGGCAUCCUCUCUGCUUUGUGAUCCAGCUAAUAAUACAUUGCCUCAAUCAUGUUGAUUGCGGUCAUUUUCCCCUUGCAGUUUCUAAUAGAUUACCAUCUACUGCUUAGGCAGUAAAAUUGACUGUCUCCAUGUAGAUCGAAAAAUAAGGCAUUUUUCUCAUCAAUAAAAUUUCAUUCUUUCA